AUGAUGGCGGAAGUAGUACACUACAAGCUCCAUCACAUAGUCAAUGAGCGCCAUGGCUUAUUCUCUCGCCGUGGAAUUGCCGAUAUGAUCUUCAACAACUUUGAACAUAUUGGUGAAAAUUUGGGAACUUUGAUAAGAGCAUUUAAAGCCUCCUUCUUGCCUUUCUUUGAUGAGAUGUCCUCAUAUUUGAUGCCUAUAUGGGGCAAGGACAAAACAACUGAAGAAAGAAGGAUUGUGAUAAGAAUGAAAAUACUAGUUUGUACAGAUAAGUAUUAUGAUACAUAUCUUCCUUUCCUUCUACAAGAUUGCAUCGAUGAGAAUCCAGAUGUCCACCAGGCAGCUGUAUAUGGGCUUGGAGUGUGAAGAGUCAGUGGCGAAUCUAGAAUAGAAUAACACGUGGUUCCUAAUUAAAUGAAGGCGGAAAAACCAAAGAGUCAACGC
This is a messenger RNA of Lactuca virosa, 441 nucleotides long. The record is from the annotation of a GenBank genome assembly. NCBI's taxonomy places the organism in Eukaryota, Viridiplantae, Streptophyta, Magnoliopsida, Asterales, Asteraceae.